AUGGGUCACAAAAUGUCGAAACCCCUCCGGCAGGAAGCCGAUAUCUCGGAAAAGCCCAAGCCGGCCCAGAGAUACAGCACUUGGGGAUCCACGACCACAUGGAGAACCAACACUUGGGCCAGCCGUGAUGCCGACCCCGACCUCGAAGCUCAGAUGCAAACGGAGAAGACGGAGACCAAGAAGAAGACCAAGAAGAAAUCAAUAUGGCGGUCGUUGGCGUGUGGGAUCAAGCACAGUCCAGCCCUAGCCUGCGACACGUUCAAGCCCGCUUUCCCCUGGAUCGCCCUUCUCCACUGCCCUUUCCUGUGCAUUUCAGCGUCUCCCCCACCACUCAGGAGCCAGGAACCAGCGGAAAAGGAGGCCCCAUGGACACCAUCCAUGUUUCGACUUCCGUUUGACUGGACCCUUGGAGGAAACAUCAGACAACAUCUCUUGACUGGUCUGGACAUGGGGUGACGAUGAAUGCCGGCACGUCCA
Messenger RNA from Neurospora tetrasperma FGSC 2508, 477 nucleotides. RefSeq lists its product as uncharacterized. The coding region runs from base 1 to 456 and encodes 151 amino acids. NCBI's taxonomy places the organism in Eukaryota, Fungi, Ascomycota, Sordariomycetes, Sordariales, Sordariaceae. The record is from RefSeq and is a predicted model, not a curated record. The transcript is spliced from 2 exons.